This is a messenger RNA of Colletotrichum truncatum, 603 nucleotides long. Its product is annotated as dj-1 family protein. Gene Ontology annotation, biological process: regulation of DNA-templated transcription. The record is from RefSeq and is a predicted model, not a curated record. Lineage: Eukaryota; Fungi; Ascomycota; Sordariomycetes; Glomerellales; Glomerellaceae.
AUGGAUCUAGGAAUGCCAACUGAAGACUACGGGUACGGCUUCGGUCCUUCCACGGUAGCAACUCAUACCUUCGCAGAUGCCCCCGCUCUAGAUGUGAUAUUCGUUCCAGGUGGUAUGGGAAAUAUCGCCCUAGAGCAGGCAAACAACACUGAAAUCGAGAGCUUCCUUGUUCGAAGAUAUCCUCAAGCUGAGUAUGUCUUGAGCGUUUGUACCGGGGCCGUUGUUUUGGCAAGAGCUGGUCUGCUUUCAGGCAAACGGGCCACCACUAAUAAGGGUUUGUGGGCAUGGGUCACAAACCCACGCCAUGGCGCCAACAUUACAUGGGUCCCCAGCGCCCGAUGGAUUGAAGAUGGUAAUAUUUGGACAAGUUCAGGGGUUGCAGCUGGUAUCGACAUGACUUAUGCUUUUCUCAAACAUUUUUAUGGUACCGAGAUUCUUGACUCGGUGAUGAACGCCAUCGAAUAUGCCCCAUACCAAGAUUCGCAUUGGGAUCCUUUUUCACUCAUCCAUGAGGUUCCCGGAGCAAACACGUCAGCUGGGUCUGGCUGCGCUCUCCCUGUUGGAAAUGGAAGCGGCACUACUGGCAGCGGGGGACAUCAUUGA